UAUUUUAAGUUGUCAUUACGACCUCCAACCAACAGAUGACGUAAUACCAACGGAUUCCCCUUGCCUCAACUUCCGCCUGAGCAUUAAACCUUGCACCGGAAGUGCACUUGUCCUCUUUUACCAGGACGAGCCAACAUGGGACGUGUCAGGACCAAGACCGUGAAGAAGGCUGCCAGGGUCAUCAUCGAGAAAUAUUACACCCGACUGGGAAAUGACUUCCACACCAACAAGAGGGUGUGUGAGGAGAUCGCCAUUAUUCCCAGCAAGAAGCUCCGCAACAAGAUAGCUGGCUAUGUCACGCAUCUGAUGAAGCGCAUCCAGAGAGGCCCCGUCCGAGGAAUCUCCAUCAAACUGCAGGAGGAGGAGCGAGAGAGAAGGGACAACUAUGUUCCUGAGGUGUCCGCUUUGGAUCAGGAGCUGAUUGAAGUUGAUCCUGACACCAAAGAGAUGCUCAAGCUGCUGGACUUUGGCGGUCUGUCCAACCUGCAGGUGACUCAACAAACAGUCGGCAUGAACUUCAAGCAGCCUCGAGGAGUUUAAAUAUUCUUCUUCUAAUAAAACCUUGUGGAAACACAA
Molecule: messenger RNA, 576 nt
Organism: Dunckerocampus dactyliophorus (ringed pipefish)
Lineage: Eukaryota; Metazoa; Chordata; Actinopteri; Syngnathiformes; Syngnathidae
Product: 40S ribosomal protein S17-like
Exons: 5
Coding region: 136-540 (134 amino acids)
Biological process (GO): translation
Cellular component (GO): ribosome
Molecular function (GO): structural constituent of ribosome
Source: RefSeq, a predicted model, not a curated record